UACAUGAUAAUGAUAUGCAUGCAGUAAAAAUUUAUCGACUCAGGCACAGAUGUGUUCUUCCUCGACCCAAAAAGCCAUUGCAAAAUCAGUGUUGACAAAUUGUUAUGAGCAUGUUUACAAGAACUGUGGCAUUGACAGGGUUCAAAUGGAGCUCUGUGAUUGGCUGAGCAGUUAGCACAGGAAGCUGGUGGCCGUCGCAUGGCUUUUACGGUGGUGGUGGUAUUGCUGGUCUUGUCGUUGCUGCUCUUUCGUCCUCUACUUGGCGGAUCUACACCGGGCAUAGAGCGGGGUCAAAUGGAGCUGCGUCGCAUCCGGAGCCUCGCAACAAAUUCCAACUAUGGGGAGUGUUGGGCAAGUACGCUGGAGCAGCUCGAUACACACUGCGCGGAGCUGACGUCAGAGUCUCAAGGCCUUUUAGCGCUCAAAUUCACACAUUGUCACCUGAGCAGCUCAGGCAGGAAUUUCCCAGCAUGCCCUGAGGGCUCAGGGGUCAGCAGGUGCACAGCAUCAAUGGACACUGUGGCCUUCAAUACUUACACCGAGUUCUUCACACAUGCCCACGCCAUUUGUCACUUCCUCCAGUCUGAAGCCUGGCACAACCGAGCUGAGAACACCAUGCAUAGGCUGACGGAAAGUUCCGCAGGUGUUGUCGAGCAACUUCAGUCCACUCAGCAAAUGGCUGAGGAGCUGAUGGAGGCCCAGAGCGUUGCUUUACAGGCACAACAGGAGAUCCUGGAAAGCGGGGAGGAGCUUAGAGUCACUCUGAGAGACGCUACCCAGGGUCUUCGUUCAAUGUUCUCGGAGCUGAGCAGUGUCUCCAAGGAGCAGCAGGUGGCACUCUCAGAACUCUUCAACAGAGUUUCCUUCAUGCAGAAUUUCCUGAUCAUGGAGGCGCACAUUGUCACUUCUUGUCUGUACAAUGCCGCCGCCCUCUGUGCCUCUUUCCUUCUCACCUCCACCCAGCGCUCCUCCAGGGCCAGGUUGCCAUUGAUGGGUCUGGUGUGCAUGAAUUUCUACUUGGAGAAGAAGAUCUACCAGCACGUAACCUCCGAUUAUCCUGAACACAAACACAUGGAGGUGGUCGAUGUUUAUGUCGCAAUGUUGAGGAGGUGCAUAAUGGUGGUCGCAGUGUGUCUUUUGCUCUGGGUGUGUGCAAGCCACAAAGACCCCACCCAGCAGAGUCUUCUGGUCUUGCAGCAGCUCCAGGACACACAAUGUCGCCUGAAGGAGGUGCUGCAGCGAGCAGAAACUUGUGGGCGAUGGAAGGCCAAAGACCCUCAACUUGAGGUGAAGGUAAGACAAAAAGAGACAAUGAAGAAAGCGAGAUGUGAAGACGAGAGACACAUGGCAUUCCCAAGCGCAGAUGCCUCAGACAUCUCACACCUCUCAAUCACUGGUUGGAGCGCUGAUCAUCUCAGAAGUACAGCAGUCACAACUGUGACAGACACUUCAGUGCUGCCUGUCAUUACCCCCAAUGCCGCAGUGACUCCAGGCCGGCAUCCUCGCAGGCGCUCGGCCUUCUCUUCUUCCUCCCCUCUGGUCUACAGCAUCCUUGUGGAAGAUAAGCAGGUUGACCAGGUCCAACCACGUUACAGCCUCAGGAGCAGAAGAUCUCAAAACCUCUGACGUGGAACUUUAUUUUAUCUUUGAAAAAAAGAUUUUUAAUCAUCAAAUUCAAUAAAGUGAUUUGCAAUUUUAA
Molecule: messenger RNA, 1699 nt
Organism: Hippocampus zosterae (dwarf seahorse)
Lineage: Eukaryota; Metazoa; Chordata; Actinopteri; Syngnathiformes; Syngnathidae
Exons: 9
Coding region: 199-1626 (475 amino acids)
Source: RefSeq, a predicted model, not a curated record